AUGGACGUCCAACUACAAAAGCUCAAGGUCACCGACCUCAAAGAGAUCCUCUCCAAAGCCAGCCUUCCCCAGACAGGCAAGAAGGACGAUCUCAUCAAGCGGAUCAUCGAAAACAACCUCUCUGCCGAGGUACAGCAAGAUGAACUUACGGAUCCUGAUGCCAUCGAUGGCACCAAUGUGCCCGCCAGCGCGCCCGAAGCUACCACUGCCCCCGGCGCACCCAACACCACCCUGGUCGACCCUACCGACACCACCACCAUCCCCCCACCGGUCGAACCUCUCGUACCGACCGACGCCCCUUCAGCCGACUCCAACCCUCUCGGGGCCGCCUCCGACGCAUCUGCUCCCGAACCCGAGCUCACUGCUGAUCAAAAAGCCAUGAAGGCUCGUGCUGAGCGAUUCGGUGUUCCACUCCAACUCCCUAAACCGAAACCCGCUGCCGCUGCUCCUGCCGCCCCGAAAGAAGCUGCCCCCAAGCCCGCCGAAAAGCAAAAGGCUGGUGCUAUCGACAAGAACCCCCUGGGGUACAGUGACGAGGUGCUGGCGAGGAGGACGGCCAAGUUUGGUGCGGUGGAGAAGAAGACUGCUGCCCCUGCCCCUGCCGCCGCCGCUGCAAAGCCCGAGGAGAAGGCGCCGGAGCCUGUGGAUCCGGAAGCUGCCGCCAAACUCGCCGCGGAGGAGGAGAAGAAGAGGAAGAGGCUUGAGAAGUUUGCUGCCCCCAAGUCUGCCGAAACCACAGAAGAGGCCGAUGGGUCUACUGAGCCGGACGCGAAAAAGGUCAAAGUGUAG
Molecule: messenger RNA, 789 nt
Organism: Cryptococcus wingfieldii CBS 7118
Lineage: Eukaryota; Fungi; Basidiomycota; Tremellomycetes; Tremellales; Cryptococcaceae
Exons: 6
Coding region: 1-789 (262 amino acids)
Biological process (GO): poly(A)+ mRNA export from nucleus
Cellular component (GO): nucleus
Source: RefSeq, a predicted model, not a curated record